AUGGGAGAGCGACCAUUUCGCAUAGCACAAUGGUGCGGCCGAGCUGCUUGCUUGAAAAAUGAAAAAGACUGCAGGGAAGUCGCAAAAUAUAAAGAGAAAAGUAAAGCGGAAACGAUACCAAAACACAUCGAAAGCGCUUGCACUGAACCUCCGAAUGUGAAAAACAUCUCCCUUCGAGAUAGAGGCGAAAUUUUGCGCGGUCAAUUCAGUAAUUCCGUAACUACGGGAGAGUUAGACUCCUUAUAUGUAGAAAUAAAGAAACUCACUGAAGAGUCCAUGGCACGACAGAACAAUAAAAACAAUCCUGCUUUCGCAGCGCGUUUCGCUGCCGCGCCGAUCAGCCUAACUCCUAAAGAAGAAAAGCCAGAUGAGCAGGAUGGGGAAUGCAUUCAAGUGGUGCACAAGAAAGACGAAGAGUAUAAUCGCGCAUCUAUGUCCGAAAAAAUUUUGCAAGAAGAAAUCAAUGACAAAUUGAAUGAUCCAAAUGAACCAGAGAGAAUGUCGAGGAGGAAACUGAGAUUGGCUAUGCAGCCCAGUAUCGCGAAACUCAAAGAGUCUACACGCCGACCAGAUGUCGUUGAAUGGGCCGACGUCACAUCAAGGGAUCCGUUCAUGCUUGUGGCUCUCAAGUCAUAUCGUAACACAGUGCCAGUACCACGUCACUGGAAUGCCAAGCGAAAAUACCUAUCCGGAAAGCGUGGUUUUGAGCGACCCCCUUUCGAGUUGCCAGAUUUCAUCAAACGAACAGGAAUCCAAGACAUGCGCGAGGCGUUGUGGGAAAAGGAAGAGAGCCAAAAUUUGAAAUCCAAAAUGCGUGAGCGUGCACGUCCCAAGCUUGGUAAAAUUGACAUCGAUUACCAAAAAUUACACGAUGCUUUCUUCAAAUGGCAGACAAAACCUCCCAUGACUUCGAUGGGAGAACUGUACUAUGAGGGAAAGGAGGUAGAAACUCUCAUGAAAGACAAGAAGCCAGGAAAUCUUUCGGAUGAUUUGAGAAUCGCGCUCGGAAUGCCAGUAGGACCAAAUGCGCACAAGUUUCCACCUCCUUGGCUUAUUGCCAUGCAGAGAUAUGGUCCACCGCCGAGCUAUCCCAAUCUGCGAAUCGCUGGUUUGAAUGCCCCUAUACCUGAAGGAUGUGCAUUCGGAUAUCAUGCUGGAGGAUGGGGCAAACCUCCUGUCGAUGACUAUGGAAAGCCGCUGUAUGGUGAUGUGUUCGGACAAGAGCCUGCCAGCCAAGUCGAGCCUGAGGACGAAACUCGAAUUGAACGCCGGUACUGGGGUGAAAUCGGAUCUGACGAAGACUCCGAUGAGGAAAGUGAACCUGAAGAAGAAGAAGAAACGGUUACCAAUGGUGUCACUGCUACUGCUGAUGGCAUUGCCACACCUAUGACGGAAGGAAUGGCAACUCCUAGUGGUAUCACCACUGGAGUCACCGGACUGGAGACUCCUGACACCAUUGAGCUGCGAAAAGGAAGAAGAGUUGAAGAGAGCUUGGCCGGUGCAGACACGCCAGCAGCUGCAUAUCACAUCCUUCCUGAAAAACGAGUGGAUAGAAUUGGAGGACAGAUGAUGGCGUCCACCCAUGUUUAUGAUCUAUCCAAGAAAGUGGCUGUAAAUGAUGGCAUAGAAAUCUCUUUGGAUCCUGAUGCUAUUGAUCUUGACCAAGGGAAGCUGCAUGAGAAGUAUGAGGAACAACUUCGGAAACAGACAAGAGCUAUAGAAGACCGAGAGGAUUUGUCAGACAUGGUCGCAGAACACGCUGCUGGCCAGAAUAUUACAAAUGAGCUUAUCGGCGAAACCCCUGAAUCAGCACCUGUCGAGAUUGAAUCUCUUUGCAUGAACUGCGAGAAGAAUGGUACAACUCGCCUUCUAUGCACCUCGAUACCGUAUUACAAGACAGUCAUUCUCAUGUCUUUCGAAUGCCCACAUUGCGGCUUCAAAAAUAAUGAGAUACAGAGUGGAGAAGCUGUGCAGGAACAUGGAACUGAAAUCGUAUUGCGGGUACUUGAGCAGGUUGAUCUUCGCCGUCAGAUGGUAAAGUCGGAGUUUGCCUCUAUAGAAGUGCCUGAGCUUGAACUGGUGAUUCCUGCUAAGACUCAGCCUGGAGAAGUCACCACCGUAGAAGGUGUAUUGGAAAGAGUGCUUGGUGGUCUCUCGCAGGAACAAGAUAGACGAAGGCAAGUCGAUCCGGAAAGUGCUGCCAAAAUAGACAAAUUUCUAGAGAAGCUCCUCAAAUGCAAGUCUCUCUCUGAGAAGUGGACAUUGAAGCUCCAUGAUCCUACUGGAAACUGUUUCAUUCAAAAUCCCGAUCCUCGUCAUGUUGACCCUCGAUGUAUUGUAUCUCAUUACCACAGAAGUUUAGAAGAAAGGAAGCUUCUUGGAUUGGCUGAAGAUGAUGUGGAAGAAGCUGAGCCAGCGCCCGAGUGGAAAUCUUAUGAUGAUGCUAAAAGAGAAGUUCUUCAUUUCCCCACUGAUUGUCCUAAUUGUGGAGCACCUGCAGAGGUACUCAUGAAGCCGACAGAUAUACCUUACUUUCAAACAGUAAUCAUAAUGGCUUUGACGUGUGAUAAGUGCGGACAUAAAUCGAAUGAAGUGAAAAGUGGUGGCUCUAUCAAAGAUCAUGGUUGUCGCCUUUCUAUCACCAUUAAAGAGGAUGCUGACUUAGCUCGUGAUGUGCUGAAGUCUGACACCUGUUCUAUGCGCAUCCCCGAGCUCGAUCUAGAGGUUGGACCUGGCGCCUUAUGCGGUCGCUUCACCACUGUAGAAGGAUUAUUGACUGCCACUAGAGAUCAGUUGUCUGCGCAAUCCUCGUUCUUCAUGGGUGAUAGUGCACAAAAUACUGAGCGGACCCAAAUAGCAAAGUUUCUGGAUCAGUUCGAUGAUAUACUUUCAUUGAAAAAAGUUGUUACGUUGGUACUAGAUGAUCCGGCUGGUAAUAGUUAUAUCCAGAGUUUGAGUGCACCACUGGAAGAUCCUUCAUUGAAGAAAGAAUUUUACGAAAGGACGUGGGAACAAAACGAGGAGUUGGGAUUGAAUGACAUGAAGGUGGAAAACUACGAGGAUCUUGAUACGGUGAAAGAAGAAACUGAAGAAGAAACUGCCGUUUAGAGCCAUAUCAACAUUUUCCGGUGCUUGCUCGCUCUCAACUGUGAUUCUCAUACUUGUUGUUCUCUCAUACAGCUUGUUGAGUUUUGUUAACUUCUAUACAAAAAAAAAUAUUUAUAGAUACACCGGUGCAAAACUGUAAUUUACUCGUUUGAAAAUAUCACAUGAAAGCUCAUGUUUACGUGAAUUCAUCAUGAGUCUGACUGUACAUGCUGCCUUAAAAACUAGUUUACAUG
Molecule: messenger RNA, 3341 nt
Organism: Cylicocyclus nassatus
Lineage: Eukaryota; Metazoa; Nematoda; Chromadorea; Rhabditida; Strongylidae
Source: the annotation of a GenBank genome assembly